UUUCAUCGCAGGGAAAUUCAACCACUUUCCCCAAUCCAAAUUCAGCUGUGACGAAGAAACAAUCAUGAAUCUACCGAUCUUAUCUUUGAUAACAACAACACUACACAAUCCACAAUUAAAACUUGACUAGUCAUUUCUUGUUAUCUGUAAUGGUGGUCUCGUCCAAAAUUUAUAAUUUAUCUAAACCCGUCCUUUCAAGCCAAAUAUAAAACUCAGUCCUCUACCAAUUUACGUUUAGAUUUGUAAAUAUUUUCGUCUCUGGAAACGUUAACUGUUCUUUUUUUAACGAUGACGAUCUGUUGUCCAGCCGCGCUCGGAGCGUUUGUAACGUAUGCGAUUGCAUCCACAUUUUUCUGGCAUUAUCCACACCUACUUCAUAAAAAGAAACGUGUUGCAUUCACUGCGGCACAUAUUUCACAUCGGGGAGGAUCCGCGGAGGGAUACGAAAACACCAUCCGUGCCUUUAGAAACGCCAUCGACAAAGGGACCGACAUGCUCGAGCUGGACGUCCGUUUGACGAAGGAUGGUCGUGUCGUGGUCUUUCACGACGCUGAUUUGAGCAGAAUGACUGGGAAAAAUGUCAAAAUUUCCGACCUCGAGUACAGUCAACUACCCAUUUUGUGCCCAGCAGUACAUAUUGAUACGAUUCCAGGCACAAAAUUUAGUGACCUCUCCUGGCCGGAGGAUGACCGACGUAUCCCCCUUUUACGUCAAGUCUUCCGUGAGUUUCCGACCGUUCCGAUGAACAUCGACAUUAAGGAUAAUGACGACAAACUUAUCAGAAAAGUAGGAAAGUUGCUAAACGAAUUCCACCGGACAGAGAUAACCGUGUGGGGUAGUUUUAACAAUCGCGUAUGUAAACAGUGUUUCGUCACGAGUCCAGAUACGCAUCUUUUCUUUUCCGCGACCCGAGUCAUCGUUUUGGUACUUUUCGCUGUAACUGGUAUCCUCCCCUUCAUUCCGUUAAGAGAAUCGCACUACGAAGUAUUUCUUCCUCUUGCGAUGAAAAAACGCCGCCUCCAAAAUGGGGGAAAGCUCUCUCUCACGGAAACCGUGAUUCUCUUUUUUUCCUCCCUACUUGUUUGGAAGCCGAUGAUUGCGCAUUUGCAGAGACGCGGAAUUCAAGUCUAUUUAUGGGUUUGCAACAGCGAGGAAGAGUUCGCCGCGUGUAAAUCAGUCAACGCCACGGGAAUUAUGACGGACCGACCGACAAAGUUGAGGGAGUUUUUAGAUAAGAGAGACCCCCCUAAAUAAACUCCAACAUAUAUCAAAUAAAGGGCCAAGAAUGUACAAUCCACUUCUACAAUACAUGUCUAAAUUUAUAAUCAAUGCAAAUUUAUGUUCUCCAAGUUUGUAAGAAAGAAACGCUAAAGAAACUUUGUGAUAUUGAUAAUCCAAUUUCGAAAGUAUUUCGGUAAAGAGAAAACAUGCCAACCUGUUGUGUCACAAAAUAUCGUAGCAUCAAAGUAUUUACAGAGAAAAAUGCAAUAAUAAUGAGUCAAAGUUGAUACAAUUCUAGUAGAAAUUUCCAGUCUAGUCAACAACACUAUACGGUUUUUCAUGGCAAGAAGAUACGCAUUUAUUUUACCUUUUUCAAACGCUAUACACAAUGUUUUAUAUAAGUAAACUGAUAGUGCUAAAUAAAUACGCUUGUAAUUCCAAA
Messenger RNA from Folsomia candida, 1663 nucleotides. Its product is annotated as lysophospholipase D GDPD1. The coding region runs from base 289 to 1254 and encodes 321 amino acids. Gene Ontology annotation, cellular component: endoplasmic reticulum membrane. Gene Ontology annotation, molecular function: phosphoric diester hydrolase activity; phosphatidylcholine lysophospholipase A1 activity. The record is from RefSeq and is a predicted model, not a curated record. The transcript is spliced from 6 exons. Gene Ontology annotation, biological process: glycerophospholipid catabolic process. Lineage: Eukaryota; Metazoa; Arthropoda; Collembola; Entomobryomorpha; Isotomidae.